UGUAUUGUCAGCUUUGUCCGGUGCUGUAACUGUAACCAACAACUGUCUAAUUUGACUUCGCUUCGCCCAUACGAAGUGCUUAUUUCCUCGAAAAUAUGCUGAGGCUUGCUUACUGAUGAGAUUUUAACAUGUUGAGAAACAUAGGAACACGGUGUUAUGUUCCUGGUUGUAAGAAAUCGUCUGGGGCUAACCCAGAAUUAACGUUUCAUCGGCCAAGGGACGGGGACACAAAGCGAAAGUGGGAAGCAGCAGUCGCCAGCAGAUAUCCAGCGAAUAAAAAAUUCCGUGUUCCGCACAUCUGUUCCUCGCAUUUCGUCGACGACGCUUAUGUGGAGACGGACACUUUGCAGUUCCGCUUUGGGGUGGUUCCAAAAAGAAAGCGGCUGAAGCCCGAUGCUGUACCAACUGUGUUCCCGGAACAAGUGGAAAGCGUCGAUUCGCAUGACAAGGUUCAGUUAAGCAGCAUCGAAUCUGCUCGAAGUGAAGCAGGAGAAGUCGCAUCGACAAGUGGUGCUAGUGCACGUCCUGUUCAAAAGUAUGUGACAUCCACAACUGCACCAGAACGUGUACUCGUGCUGAAUGAGCUGCCCCUGAAGCCUUUGGUUCAGUAUCGGACAGUGGACUACUAUGCCUAUUUAUACGCCUUGGUGCCAUCUAAGCCUAAUUUCGAAGCUGGAAAAAUGGUGCACAAGACAACACAGACUGCUGUACCAACUGCCACGCUUGGCACUCAAACUCACAUCCAUAUGCGAAGCAGAGCAAGUCAGACGAGCUCAACCUUUUCAGCUAAGAGCACGUUUUCCUUCGCACCAUCGGAACUGAUGACCGAAUGUCCAGAAAACAGCAAGGGUAAAGAGCUCCACUUCAGUACCUGGGGACUUGGAUGCCACAGUUGGAUCUACAUGCCCACCUGACCCAAGGGACGUGGCAUUCCAGCUAUCUCAAAUAACAGAAAGUUCUGACACUGAAGACGAUGAAUACGAGAGGUGACAAUGGCCUGGACAUUCCAAAUCUUGUAGUCAUCACACAUUAAAUCCAGAAGAGCGUGUAGCCGCCUGUGGAUGACGAGGACGAUGCACCACUACUACUGCGCGUCACGGCACAAGCCAGUCAGUUCUGUCGGUAACAUCCUGAAGUGAAGCAACAGGUCACGAAGCUCCCCAACAUAUCUGGCCCUCCGGGACAUUCUAUCAUCGCCCGUCAGGACUCGUGUAGAGGAACACUAUUUCCUCGACAAGCGUUUCUUCCUGGUUGCCGAGUCUAGUCUGCAAAAACUGUUGUCUCAGUGCCCCUUCUGUGCGACGAUGCGAUUGAUAUGUGAGACUACAACAAGGGGAACAUGUCUAAAAGCUACAGUGGCUUCCAACUGUGGAAAGCAGCGUACAUGGCACAGCCAACCGUGGGCAGAUCACUCUGAAACUUUCUGCUGUGUUCUGCCAUGUUUGCUAGAGUAAACAUCUCAAAAGCAUUUCGUAUGUCUCAAAUGAUGAAGAUGGCAACACUGACAAAGUCGCAGUACUGCAGGAC
Ornithodoros turicata is the source of this 1527-nucleotide messenger RNA. RefSeq lists its product as uncharacterized. The transcript has 9 exons. Bases 129 to 914 code for a protein of 261 amino acids. Lineage: Eukaryota; Metazoa; Arthropoda; Arachnida; Ixodida; Argasidae. The record is from RefSeq and is a predicted model, not a curated record.